AUGGAUAGGAAGAUUUCAACGCUAAAGGGUUACAUCACGAAACACCCGAUGAUGAAGAAGGAGAACCUGAACCCUAAAACCUGGCUCACAGCAGAUCAGGUCAAAGGCUUCACAGAUUUCGUACUGCAGAAGGACACCAACGCUGAGACAGACUCGAGUUAUGACGAUGUGGAGAUGUUACUAGACACUGAGAAAGAAUACAUGGAGGCAGUGAAGAAGAACGAUGUUGAGGCCAUGAAACGUCUGGGAAGAGGAGUCAACGUCAACACAAAGAAUGUGCAUAACCGGACAGCGCUCCACUAUGCCAUUGCUCACAGAAACGUGGAGGCUGUGGAAAUCCUCCUUAAACGACGAGCCAGGCUUGAUUUACAAGACAAGCAUGGAGUCGCUGCCAUUCACUUAGCUGCAUGGUUUGGCAGUCUGCCAAUACUGAAGCUACUCGUGCAAGGCGGAGCUGAUCAAAGCAUGGAAACCAAUGAAGGGAUGAACAUGAUGCACUGUGCAGCUGUAAAUGAUCACACAGAAAUAAUGGAGUACAUUGUCAAUGACCUGCAUAUGAAAGAGUUGGAUAAAGAGGACAAGAAUGGGAACAGGCCCUUUGCAGUGGCAGCGAUGCAUGGUUCUGUUAAGAUGCUUCGGAUGCUGAUGGAGGAACCAUAUUGUAUGGUCACCAUGGAGGGAAAUCAGAAUGGGGACACACCCCUACAUUUGGCAGCUCAGAAUGGUGAACUGGAUGCUCUCCAGCUACUGCUGGACUAUUUUGACACUCUCAAUGAAGUCAACAAGGCUGGGCAGACAGCUCUGUAUUUGGCAGCGGAGGAGGCUCAAGAGGAAUGUGUUCGAGCUUUGCUAGAGGCUGGCUGUGACCCAAACAUCCUUAGCACUAGUAAAAACAGCCCUUUGCAUCCUGUUUGUGAGAAAGGUCACACAUCAGUGGCGAAGCUACUUAUUGCGAAUGGUACUAAAAUGGACGUCCAGAACCAGCAUUUAUGGGCUCCACUCCAUCUCGCUGUGAAAAACUUCCACAUCCCAGUCAUUCACACUCUUCUGGAGUCUGGCUGCAAUGGAAAUAUCACAGAUCACAUGGGGCAGACAGCCCUUCACAUUGCAGCAGAACUGGACAAGGUGGAUAUGGUUGACAUGAUUCUAAAAGCUGGAGUUGACUUGGAGAUCAAGGACAGGCAAGGAAAGACAGCCCUGAGAGUGGCAGCUAGAGCGGAUGUGGUGAUAAUUGUGGACAUGAUCAUUAAAGCCGAACGAUAUUUUAAAUGGAGGAAGGCAAACACAGAAUUCACUGAAAGUCUUCACGAUGAAUCCCCUUUGACAUUUAAGCUGGAUCACCGGCCUGAGACAAACCAGAUUCGUAACACCAUGUGGAACCUGGCUUACAAGUCCCUUAAGCGGAAUGAAUGGAAGAGGCUAGCUCAGCACUGGGGCUUUACAGAAGAGCAAGUCGAUGCCAUUGAGGAGCAGUGGACAGGUCCCAACAGCUAUCAGGAGCAUGGAAAUCGGAUGUUACUGAUCUGGCUUCAUCUGGUGUUGAUCGAGCAGAAAAUCCCUGCUAAAGAACUUUACGAGGGUCUGGUUGCCGUGGGGAAUCCAAAAGUAGCAGAAAAAUUCAGAAUGGAGGCAAAGGACAUGACAUCCCAGAAAUGCACAAUUUCAUGA
Messenger RNA from Chanos chanos (milkfish), 1668 nucleotides. It is a transcript of the gene ankdd1b, whose product is annotated as ankyrin repeat and death domain containing 1B. NCBI's taxonomy places the organism in Eukaryota, Metazoa, Chordata, Actinopteri, Gonorynchiformes, Chanidae. The transcript has 15 exons. The coding region runs from base 1 to 1668 and encodes 555 amino acids. The record is from RefSeq and is a predicted model, not a curated record. Gene Ontology annotation, molecular function: protein binding. Gene Ontology annotation, biological process: signal transduction.